AUGAAUCCCGCCGGCAUUGAACCGAAUACUCCCCUACACCACCGAAUCUCAACAUGGAGCCGCUCCACGACGCAUCCUGCCCGUGCAGAUAUCCCCUACUAUGAGCCCAAGGGGCGGGCGACAAACGAAGAUAUUGGCACCAUCGAAAUGCGACCGCCUCGUCGGCCACUCGACCACCACCGCUCUUUACCCAAGCUCCGCACCCAACUUCGUUCUGAAUGCUUUGGAAACUACGGUGCGGAUGGUGCUCUUCGUGGCCGACAGCAUACUCACAGCCAGAGGUCCGAUGGCCCUGCUGCCAUCAGCUUCGACUUUCCGGUUCGGCUGGGCCAUGUGGAAGGCACGUCCUGGGACUUCGAGGACGUCUCGAGAAACGCCUCUUGGACUAGCAUCAGCGAGCCAUCCGAUACAGGCAUGUGCAAUGAAAGGGCUGACUCUUCCAACACAUCUGGUCAGUGCCCGUCGACUCGCGAGGCUUCUUUUCGAGGGCUUCGGUGGUCUGGCUGGCCGUUCGCGAAGAAGUGA
Messenger RNA from Verticillium alfalfae VaMs.102, 525 nucleotides. RefSeq lists its product with no specific name. Bases 1 to 525 code for a protein of 174 amino acids. Lineage: Eukaryota; Fungi; Ascomycota; Sordariomycetes; Glomerellales; Plectosphaerellaceae. The transcript is spliced from 2 exons. The record is from RefSeq and is a predicted model, not a curated record.